Molecule: messenger RNA, 966 nt
Organism: Tupaia belangeri chinensis (Chinese tree shrew)
Lineage: Eukaryota; Metazoa; Chordata; Mammalia; Scandentia; Tupaiidae
Product: olfactory receptor 51G1
Exons: 1
Coding region: 1-966 (321 amino acids)
Biological process (GO): G protein-coupled receptor signaling pathway
Cellular component (GO): plasma membrane
Molecular function (GO): G protein-coupled receptor activity; olfactory receptor activity
Source: RefSeq, a predicted model, not a curated record
AUGACAAUCUCUCACAAUAGCAGUCUCCAAAAAGCCACUUUCUUUCUGACGGGCUUCCAAGGUCUGGAAGAUCUGCAUGGCUGGAUCUCUAUUCCUUUCUGCUCUAUCUACCUGACAGUGAUUUUGGGGAACCUCACCAUCCUCCAUGUCAUCCGUACCGAUGCCACCCUCCAUGAACCCAUGUACUACUUCUUAGCCAUGCUGGCACUCACAGACUUGGGCCUUUGCCUUUCCACACUGCCUACAGUGCUGGGCAUCUUCUGGUUUGAUGCCAGAGAGAUCGGCAUCCCUGCUUGCUUUACUCAGCUCUUCUUCAUCCACACCUUGUCUCUAGUGGAAUCUUCAGUUCUAUUGUCCAUGUCCAUUGACCGCUACGUGGCCAUUUGCAACCCACUGCGUUAUGCUACAGUCCUGACGCCUGCACGCAUUAUAAAGAUGGGUCUGGGCUCCAUGUUUAGAAGUGCCCUUCUCAUCCUCCCCUUGCCUUUUCUCCUUAAGCGCUUCCAGUACUGCCGUUCCCAUGUGCUGGCCCACGCCUACUGUCUGCACCUGGAAAUCAUGAAGCUAGCCUGCUCCAGCAUCAUCGUCAAUCACGUCUAUGGGCUCUUUGUUGUGGCCUGCACGGUGGGUGUGGACUCCCUGCUCAUCUUCCUUUCCUAUGCUCUCAUCCUUCGGACUGUGCUGAGCAUUGCUUCUCGCCAGGAGCGACUCCGGGCGCUCAACACCUGCGUCUCCCAUAUCUGUGCUGUGCUACUCUUCUACAUCCCCAUGAUUGGAUUGUCUCUUGUGCAUCGCUUUGGUGAACAUCUGCCCCGUAUUGUACACCUCCUCAUGUCUUAUGUGUAUCUGCUGGUACCACCCCUCAUGAACCCCAUCGUCUACAGCAUCAAGACGAAGCAAAUCCGCCAACGCAUUGCUAAGAAGUUUGAAUUUGUAAAGUCACUUAGGUGUUUUCAUCAGGAUUAG